UUCAGAAAAACUGCUUGCCAUCGAUGACUCUUGUGGACAACACAAAACAAAUAUUCCAAUCAUGGCGGGCGAAAUCCAAUCAAGCAGUGGUGGUGGUGACCCAUUAAGGGCAGUUGAUGAGGGUCCUCCUCAUAAAUAACACAAAAUUCAACCACCACCACCACCCUAAAAUUACUAUGUAAAACUUUCACCAACAACACAGACAACAACAAACAAAAAAACUACUAUAACAAUUAUCAAAAUCAAAUUAAGAAAAAAAAACAUCAAGGACUAAACUUAAUUUUCAAUUCUCUUAAAAUAAAAAAAAAAAACUAUUUAGAAAUUAAACAAAAACAAAAAGAUCUAAAUCAAAGACUCUAAACUCUAAAAAACAAAACAUCUAUGAAUCAAAAAUCUUCACUUAAUCAAAACAAAAACAAAACCAAAAAAUAUAGAAAACAAACAUCUUAAAUUUUCCAUAUUUAUGUAGUAAAUGCAUCUUCCAAUAUUUAAUCUUAAAACUUAAAAACAAAUAUAAACAAAAAAUAAAAAAAAACACAAAGAAUAAUAUUUAAAAACAGAAUUUUCAAAUUCAUUCAAAAGUGAAAUGCAUGCAAAUGCGGGUGCAGAUCGAGGUGGAUCAUGGCGUUUACCACCCGAUGAAACCCUCCAAGUUCAAGAUCCAAAGCAGAAAAACGAAGACCUAGAUUACGACGAAGGUCACAAUUGGCGUAGUAUUAUCUUUUCGUUAUUAGUAAUAAGUUUUGUAAUAGCCGGUAUCAUAACAGCGAUCUACCUCUUGGGGUACGUCGAUGAACUCCUUUAUUGGUCAGGCCGUCGUAUGAUACUCGAUGAGUACCUGCAAGGCGAUCUUACGCCGAAUCGGCUGCAACCAGCUUGGGUGACAACACGAAAGUAUGUCUUCCAAUCGGAUGAUGGAGGAUUAGCCGUACUGGACACUGCCACGAACACUGUUCAAACCCUCGUUACAAAUCACACCCUCAGACAGUUGAACGUCCGAGGCUACCAUUGUUCAUAUGAUCUGCGAUACGUUCUAUUUAGGCAUAAUGUAAAGAAGAUUUUUCAACGGUCCUUUACCGCAUUCUAUACGAUAUACGAUGUUGAAAAUGAUCAUCACAUGCCAGUGAAACUGAAGGACUCACCAAAAGUACAAAGAACUCGUCUACAGUACGCCGCAUGGUUGGGCAAUACAACGUCCCUAAUUAUUGUAGCUGACAACGAUAUAUAUUUAAGACAAUCACCGGCAGAGGAAGAGGACAUCCGUAUAACGAGCACAGGAUAUCAGAAUGUCAUUUAUAAUGGUAUUCCCGACUGGUUGUAUCAGGAGGAAAUCUUUUCGAAGCCUGAAGCGAUAUGGUCAUCACCGGAUGGCAGCCAAUUCAUGUAUGCCUCGUUUAAUGAUACCAACGUCGGCAUCAUGACCUAUCCGUGGCUGGCAUCGGGAGCGAUUAUAGCUGCAGGUGCUGGCAUGAGUUCGGGUAGUUCGUUUCCGGAAACAAAGAGUGUCCGAUAUCCAACGCCGGGCACCACAAAUCCUGAAGUCCAUCUGUGGAUAGUCGACAUAAGCAACCUGACGGAUAUCCAGAGGAAUUUAGUCAAGCCACCGCCAUCACUGGACGGACAGGAUUACUAUCUUACCUCAGCUGGUUGGGUUACACAGGGUAACCAUCAAAUCUCAACAGUUUACAUGAUGAGAUCACAGAACUACAGUAUUGUAGCUACGUGCUUUGCACCAAAUUGGACAUGCAUCGAUACGCAUUCCGAACGUGCCCCAGAAGAUGAAUGGCUGGAUAUAUUACCGCAUCCGGUCUUUUCGCCGGAUGGCGAUAGUUUUCUCAUAUUAGCAAGUAUACAGGAAUCUGGUACUGAACACUUUACCCAUAUCAAACAUGUGACGAUAACACAACAACGGAUAUCUGUUAUCUCACACGGACGUUAUGAGCAAGUUGCCGUUAUAACACAUGACAGAAAUCAGGUUUUAAAGAUUCUGUGUUGGGACACGGCGAAUCAUCUCGUCUAUUAUCUUGGAACACAAGAUAAAAAACCUGGACAAAGACAUUUGUAUGUUGUCAAGGAUCCAGUGAGCGACGAUAGUCGAAAAAGUGAACCUCAGUGCAUUACCUGUGAUCUAGGCGAAGCGCUCUGGAGUAGCCGUUACUACUAUGUAAACUGUUCCCAUUUUGAUGCCUUCCUAACUCCAAAGUCUUCCAUAGCAACAGAGCUGGGUGUCGAUUUCUAUAUACUCGAGUGCCUGGGUCCGGGUCUCCCAGUGUCCGGAGUGCAUUCAGCAAAAACGCAUAGUCUGCAAAAAAUACUCUUCGACACGCGACCCUAUUACACGGAACGGUUGCAGGCAUUGGCUUUGCCAACUCAACGUUCCUUUGAAAUUCCCCUACCGCAUGGAAGCAGGGCUCAAGUACAACUACUCCUGCCGCCCAGCUGGAGGGAAGAGUUAAGGGAUGCCGCAUUUCCUGUGCUCGUCGAAGUAAAUGGGCGACCAGGAUCCGAAUCCGUUUCGGAGAAAUUUCGAAUAGACUGGGGGACGUACAUGUCCUCACGAAAUGAUGUAAUAUAUAUUCGGUUGGAUGUGAGAGGCGCCAAAGGACAAAGUAAAAAAUCACUAUACCGACAUUUGGGGGGAGUUGAGGUGCAGGAUCAAAUUUCCGUUCUAAGUUACUUACUAGACACGUUUAGCUUUCUAGACGAAACUCGUGUAGGCGUAUGGGGUUGGGGUUAUGGUGGAUAUGUAACUACCAUGGUAUUGGGCUCCCAGCAAGAAGUUUUCAAAUGUGGAAUAUCCAUAUCACCGAUAGCUGAUUGGUUAUUUUACAAUUCAGCCUUUACAGAACGUAUCCUUGGUCAGCCUGCUGAAAAUUAUAAGGGUUAUGUGGAAGCCGAUGCAACGCAACGUGCCCGACACAUAAAAUCACAUUCGUUCUUCCUGAUGCACGGAUUGGCGGAUUCGACAGCGCCGUAUAUCCAUGGUGUUCAGCUCGCGAGAUCUCUUACUGAUGCUGGAGUUCUCUAUCGAUAUCAGACCUAUGCCGAUGAGGGUCACGAACUAAACGGAGUUCUGGAACACGUCUACUCAUCUAUGGAAAAUUAUUUCUCUGACUGUCUUAGUUUGGAUCCUGACGAUACAAAACCGACGGUAGAAAAAAUCGUUCCGCCUGAUUAGUAGUGAAUGUAGUUAAUAGUUUUAUAUUACAAAAUUAGUCUAUAAGAUAACAUAUACUAUAUAUUUAAUUAAAUUUAUAUAUUCUUAAUUUAAGUUUGAGUUUUGUGUUAAAAAUAAUUUACAUAAAUAAAUAAAUUUAAAAAAAAGACAAACAAGUAAAAUGUUAUGUAAUUAAUUUUCAACUUUUAUUUAUUAUAUUGUAAAUUAUUUUCUUUUCAAUUGGAAUGUUAACAGCAAGUGCAUUAAAAUAAUUAUAAAAAAUGUAAUUUAAUUAUAUCGAAUUAAGAAAAUCCAUUAAAUAUAAUAAAUAAACAUAAAAUCGUUCACCAUUUGCUAUAAAAUAAAAUAAAUAAAAAAAAAGAAAACCCUUCAAAAACUUCAAUGCUUCCCAUUUUAUUAAAACAAAAAUAAUAAUUCAGAAAACAAAACUAAAUGAAUCUAUAGGAAAUAAACAAAAUCGACAAACAAAAAUAAAACAAACAUUUUGUACAUUUUCAACAUAUCAUUAACUGACAUUUCACUACUCUAGAAUAAUUAGCAUAAUCAAAAAAAAAAAUCAUUACAUAAAACAUUAACUUUAUAUUUAAAAACAAAAUACAAAACUUAAACAUGCAUAAUUUUUGAAGUAACAUAAUUUUAUAAUUUUUUUUAAAUACACGGAAUCUUGCAUCGAAUUCUAUCUUAACGCUUUCAAACAUCGACAGAUAAUAACUUUAUUGAUUUAAUGUAUGAAUAUAACUUCUCUUUUUAGGUUUUUUUUUAAAUUUUAUUAUUCUGGGGCACAAUUUUUCCAACAUUAAAUGCUCUAUUCCCCAAUGAUAGACAAGAUCCCAUGCAUUUUGAUUGUCAUUCAAAACAUAGCCCAAAAAAUUUAAACUCAGUUUGCUUUCACAAAUUUUUGCAAAGUUCUAAAAAGAUUCAAUCUUUUAUGAAGAUAAGAAGUUGAGUUAAAUUGAAAAAUUGAAUUUAUUGACUUUUUGAGAGUCUACAACCUUUAAGUAUGUAAUUGGGGUAUUUUAGUAUUCAGAUCCUUUUUCACGUUUUUCUUAGUUUACUGCAGAAUUAUGUGAAAAAAAAAACGUUCAAAAGAGUGUAAACAAUUGAAUGAGUUCUCAAAAGAUUGCAUUCAAUUCGAAACAAUGAUAAUAGCAUUACAAGCCCAAUCCUUUAAAUUUGAAAUGAUUGUCAAGUGAUCAGCCAAUGAAUUAAAACUUACUCUUAAUAGGUUGAGACUUUUAAUUUCCACCAAACCAAGAAGAUAAUAUUUUUACUGUUUGAAUUAAAGCUUAUUUUUUAUUUCGUUUUAAAAAAUCAAAUCAAUAAUUAAUAAAUAAUUCCUUCAUAAUUUUACACUAAAAUCUAAGUGCUUUUAAAAACGAAUCUUAAGAAAUUAUCGCUAACAAUCAAUUACUGCAACUUUAAUCUUAAGAUCUU
Molecule: messenger RNA, 4612 nt
Organism: Eupeodes corollae
Lineage: Eukaryota; Metazoa; Arthropoda; Insecta; Diptera; Syrphidae
Product: inactive dipeptidyl peptidase 10-like
Exons: 13
Coding region: 587-3178 (863 amino acids)
Biological process (GO): proteolysis
Molecular function (GO): serine-type peptidase activity; dipeptidyl-peptidase activity
Source: RefSeq, a predicted model, not a curated record